This is a messenger RNA of Linum tenue, 1575 nucleotides long. Lineage: Eukaryota; Viridiplantae; Streptophyta; Magnoliopsida; Malpighiales; Linaceae. The record is from the annotation of a GenBank genome assembly.
AAAAGAAUCCAUCAAUCAGUCAUCUCCAUUUGAUUGGAUUGAAUGAAAAUGGCGGGUUGGUGGUCAUCCGAUUCUUUCGACAAAGCGAAGCCGUAUCUGGGUGUGAUCUUCAUGCAGUUGUGCUCAGCUGGGAGCUCCAUCAUCUCAAAGUUUGCUCUCAACCAAGGCAUGAGCCAGCAUGUCUUUGUUGUCUACCGAUACGCCAUUGCCACUGCUGUGAUUGCUCCCUUCGCGUUUUUCGUCGACAGGAAGGUGAGGCCAAAGAUGACUCUAGGGAUCUUCUUCAAGAUAGCACUCCUUGCUUUCCUAGAGCCGGUCGUCGAUCAGAACCUGUACUACACUGCAAUGAAGUACACCACAGCAACAUUUGCAGCUUCAAUGAACAGUAUCAUGCCUGCCUUUGCAUUCCUCAUGGCUUGGGCCUUGGGGCUGGAGAGGGUUAGAUUGAGGAAGUUUCACAGCCAGGCAAAGAUCAUAGGCACCAUAGUGACAGUUGGAGGAGCCAUGGUGAUGGCUUCCAUGAAAGGAGCUAGGCUUGAUCUACCAUGGACCAAAGGAAUUCCAGACCAUUCUUCAUCUUCUUCAGCUGCUCCAGAGCAUCCUAUCAGGGGUGCUCUCAUGAUCGCCAUCGGCUGCGUUUGCUGGGCUGGUUUUGUCAAUCUCCAAGCAAUCACAUUGAAAUCAUACCCUGGGAAGCUGUCCCUCACAGCUCUAAUAUGCAUGAUGGGAGCAAUGGAGGGAUCAGUAGUGGCAGUCGGUCUGGAGUGGAAGAACCCUUCAGCAUGGACGAUUGGUUUCGACACCAAGUUACUCGCUGCUUUCUAUAGUGGGAUUAUGUCGUCAGGAGUACUGUACUCGAUUCAAGGACUAGUGAUGCAGAGAAAGGGACCGGUUUUCGUGACGGCAUUCGGCCCUUUGGUCAUGGUGAUCGUGGCCAUCUUGGGUUCCCUUUUCUUGUAUGAGAUUCUUUACUUGGGGAGGGUAGUGGGAGCGGUGGUGAUAGUGACAGGAUUGUACAUGGUGCUGUGGGGGAAGACUGGAGAUGACGAGAAAGGCAGCAAUGGCAUUACUACAAUUAACGACAAAUUAGUGGCUGCUGAUCAUCUCCCCAUUGCUAAUGCUGAUUCAUCAGUGGAAGCCACGAACGUCGAGAAGAUAGAAAGCAAGCAUGAACAGAUCAAUGGUGGGGAAGGGUUUGUUUCCAUUGAGCUGCCCAAGAUCUGAUUUUAUGAAAGGAGUAAGAAAGAAGAGACAGGGGGUGAAAUACCAAAUUCUCUGCCAUUUUCUCGAUUUAGGGGGAACACAGAAAGCUUCACUCCAUGUAACCUUUGUCCUCCUUUCCUGCCAUAGAAUAGAAGGAAAGGAGAAAACUUCCAAGUGUUUAGGUUCAGCAGUGACAUUUUGGUCGGGUUGAUCCCUCUAACCACAACCAUCCUCUGUUUUUGUUUUUUCACUCUGUAGUUCUUGGCCAAUUUGUUUAUUCCUUUAAUUUUCCGUUUUGAUAAGAAAACGGGAGAGGAUAGGAAUGGAAUUGCAAAUAUGUUCUCAACUAUGAAUAUAUAUUGUAUUUGUGUU